AUGCUCCCAGGCUACAGUCAAGAAUCCUUUCAAUUACUGAGCCACUAUCUGGCGACCACGGCUGAGUGCAUGGCCAAUGGAACAACUCCCGUCAAUCCAUUUUUGGUACAAAUAGUCCCGCUUGCUUUCACCAGUGACCUUCUUCUCCAGCUCGUUCUCACGCAAAGUGCUGCUCAUCGUGCGUUCAGAAGCCGAAAUGAUUCCGACGAAAUUGCUCAAAGCCACUAUACGAAAGCUUUGCAGUUGUUCCGCAAAGGUGUCAACGAAUUCAUCAAUGGCAAGGAAUCUAACUCAUUGAUGUUGACUGUCGGGGCUCUUGUCAUGUGUUUUACAGAGACGGCUAAAGGAGAUAUCAAUGGCACGAUCUUUGAUCAUCUGUCUGCAGCCAACACGCUUUUGACACGGCUAUUGUCUCUUAGUGAUGCAGCCGUGCCUAAAGAACUGAAAGAUUUCGUUAUCGAAUAUUACACUUAUACGGCAGCAGUCAGCAUGAUAUCUAUCGACGCCAGGGUCAGCCAUCAGCUUUUGCUGAAUUUUGAGUUGGAGCAUCGGGCUCGCCAGCUCCUUGACUCUCAAUAUUUGGGCAAUCUCUGCGGUUGCUGGUUGGAACUCCUGCUUCUAAUUCCUUGCAUAUUCGACUUGGGUAGACAAUGGAUGAUGUACGAUGCACAACCAACUAUGCCAUCAGCAGACGAAAUCGCCAUGUACGGCUCACUACAAACGCAGAUUUUGCAGUGGUCACCCUACCCUACCGUCACUCCCGAGGUAUUCCUGGCGGGUCGCAUCUUCCAACAGGCCAUGCUUCUCUACCUAUACACUGCCUUGAGCUCAUUCACGCGGACUGAAAAUGGUAUGCACCAAGGGUUGAUGAACACCGCUAUUGUCGAAGGCAUGAUGUAUUUGAACCAGCUCUCCGCGACAGUGCGAAUCAACUCUGGGCUCUGUUGGCCUAUCGCCGUGAUAGGAUCCUGCCUAUCUCAAGAAGAUCAUCAGGCGGAUUUACGGGACCGACUAACUACAAUGGUGAACACAUUUGGCCUGGGAAAUAUGCAUCGAACGCUUCUCUUGCUUGAGCACAUGUGGCAGAUGCCUCUCGAAGAAGCUGGACCAUGGAACAUAUGUCGAGCGAUGCAAAAAUAUCAAAUAUGGAUCUCAUUUGCAUAA
Aspergillus melleus is the source of this 1164-nucleotide messenger RNA. RefSeq lists its product as uncharacterized. Gene Ontology annotation, molecular function: transcription cis-regulatory region binding; DNA-binding transcription factor activity. Lineage: Eukaryota; Fungi; Ascomycota; Eurotiomycetes; Eurotiales; Aspergillaceae. Gene Ontology annotation, cellular component: nucleus. Bases 1 to 1164 code for a protein of 387 amino acids. The transcript has 2 exons. Gene Ontology annotation, biological process: positive regulation of transcription by RNA polymerase II. The record is from RefSeq and is a predicted model, not a curated record.